This is a messenger RNA of Botrytis byssoidea, 1866 nucleotides long. RefSeq lists its product as uncharacterized. Gene Ontology annotation, molecular function: nucleic acid binding; zinc ion binding. The record is from RefSeq and is a predicted model, not a curated record. NCBI's taxonomy places the organism in Eukaryota, Fungi, Ascomycota, Leotiomycetes, Helotiales, Sclerotiniaceae. The transcript is spliced from 4 exons. Bases 1 to 1866 code for a protein of 621 amino acids.
AUGGUUUCUAGAAAAGAAAGUCGGCAUGAAAGUGGCCAUAAAAGUGCGUGGGAGGAAGAAGCUUUGUUAGAGCUUCUCUUUAGAGCCCCAAAUUUGGUAACUGAUGAUGAUCUACUAAACAUAUCUUUGAGCAACUUAGCUAAGAAUGUGAACGAUGAAUCACCAGCUUCUGUGAUCAUGAGAACCUAUUGUCGGUGGCUCGAAGUCCAGCGUCGAAGCCCAUUACAACUAUUUAAAGCCUGGCCAAACACGAUCAAACAGUGGGUGGAAUCAUUGGAGCACCGUGGAGUUGACAAGGAAGCAGUGAUCGCACACGUUAUAGAUUGGAAGAAAGCCAAUGGUCCUUCCACGCCCAAUGGCCCGAAAGGACGGAUUGAGGAAAAGCACCUUCCUUCCGUUGAUGAGAUUGAAAAGGUGUUUGGUGAAAAACGCGGCUUAAACAAAGAUAAACCUUCGGAGAAAGGAUACUCUGACAGAGGUGAGUAUCGAUCGGGCAAGCCCUCAAGUAAAUCAGAUCUCGGAGAUAGUCGCUCAGAGUAUGUCCCAACGAGUUAUAUCUGCAAUCGAUGCGGGAAGAAUGGCCACUUGGUCAAACAAUGUCCAACAAAUAUGGUGGAUAAUCAUUAUCAAAGUACAAUGCAUUUUCAGGAUCCUGCUUUUGACAAAAAGCCACCGGGGUCAUAUAAAUGCUCGAUUUGUAACAAAUUCGGAAAGCACUGGUAUUCCCUAUGCCCAGAGAACACAAGAAAAGAUUCGAUCACCCAAAAACGUCUGGUUUCCGGGAUGAAAGCCAAAACCCAACAAAGAACCUUGGAUAAGAGAGAUGACUGCAAUAUGAAACGAGAGGGAAUGACAACAUUAAACAAUUUAAGAAUCAAAGGCGCGGAGCGGGAUUCGAGGCAUUGGCGAGGUGGAGACUUGGAGAGAUUUGAAAAAUCAGGUUCUUCUCAACCAGAACAAGCAAUGGCUUUGGAUCACGAUAUCGACCGAGAGCCAGGUUUGCCAACUCGUAACAGCAUGCUUGAGCAACUUGCCGAUAUCGAGGAACGCAUACACAGAGCCUCCGUGGCCAUGGCAGAAGAUACCGGGAUGUCAAUGGAAGGCGUAGCAGGAGUGACCGGUGUGUCGAUCUCCAAUGUGGCUUCUACAAUAAUGGCAGCUAAUCGCAAGCGUGCUCGCUCCAUGGAAAUGAAUGAUACUUGUUACAAGGAGCAUCAACGUAUCAUCAGGCAAAAAACUGGAUAUGAUGAUAGAGAAGAGCUAAUGCAUGGUGUUGAUGACACAAGAUCCCUAUAUUUAGACGCUGAAAGACACGACGCAGAUGCAAGGGGAAUUCUCAAGGAAACGGAUCCCUACACCACAGAAUUUGAGUUAAGCCAAAGACUUUCAAUCAGAAACUCAACAGAUUCAACCGAACAUUCUGUGCAAAGCCCACUCUCUGAUAUGAGCAUGCGCCCACGAGAGGUUUCGCCUAUGGAUACUUCUAGCGAAGACGACAUCCGAACUCCUAUGGAUGAUAUGGAAACAGGGUGUGACUCGCCACGAGUUCGUUCAGAGACACCAGAGAAAAUCUAUUCCGAUUUUGUUAGGAGCUUGAUUGCGAAUCGAACAGAAGGCCAAAUUGUAAACCUGAGAAGAAGACGUCGUACGGCGGUAGAGUUGUGGGAUGAUGAUGAUCAACGUCGCAUGGAGCAGUUGGAUGGUUCAACAACAUCCCCGCAAAGCUCUUCUCCAUUGUCUUCCGCUUCAUCAAUGAACUCAGGUCAUACACUCGAUCAUUCACCAGGCCGAGUUUCAAGUGAGGUCCCUUACUUCAUUCUUGAAAACAACACGUCAGCCUCCGCAGGCUCCGAUAUUGAACUUUAA